AGCAUUAACAUGAACAGUCUAUCGUUGAGUCAAUCCUUCUUGUUUGAUCACCAAAAACCCUCCGAUUCUGAAGGGUUCGGCUCGUCCUUCUUAUUUGCAUCAAAUUCCCAAAAGUCUAAAGAUAAUGAUGAUGGUCUUGAUCUAGCUGAAAAUAUAGACAUAAGUCCAGCCAGUUUAAGUACUAAAGAAGUGAAGUUGUUCAGUGGAAAUGUGAUAUCAUUGAAGCCAAAAGUAAGGAACAUCCAACCCGUGGAUCAGGAAUUUGAAACCGAGUCGGGCGGUUUUAUGGACGUAGACACACUAUUCAGUAAGGCGAUGUUACGAAACAAGAUAAAGUCCAACCAAAAGGAGCUACAAUUGACCAAGAAAGACAAUAAGAAGGGAACUGGAAAGGGGAACGAGAUAUGGGCAGAGAAGUAUCGGCCAUCCAAGUUUAUUGAUUUAUGUUCUGCAGGUAAUGAUAAGCAGUACCGUCUUGUUCUUCACUGGUUGAGGAAGUGGAACUCAGUAUGCUUUGGAGAUGCUUUCGAGAAUGACGGUUCUGUUGACAAGUACGGAAGACCUCUUAGAAAGGUUUUACUUGUUCAUGGGCCCUCGGGUAUCGGUAAAACAGCUGCUAUUCACCUUAUGGCAAAACAAAUGGGGUAUGAGGUAAACGAGCUUAACGCUGCAAAUAGUGUAAUCUCUUCAUCUGAGAACUCCGACACUGAAAACCUAUCGGGCAUGUUGAAAAAUAGAAUCAAAAAUGCCAUGACCUCAAAUAAUGUGACGGACAACAAACCUUGGUGCUUGGUUAUUGAUGAAGUGGAUUCGUGUUCUAAUAAUGGUGAGAUUAUCAAAGUCCUCAAUGAUCUUGUUUAUGCUGAUCUGAGAUCUCAAGAUAAAAAUGUAUCGGACGACAAGAAGAAGAAAUCUAAGAGUUUUAGGUUGAGCAGGCCGAUCAUUUGUAUCGCAAACGAUAUCUAUGCCAAUAACCCUGGACGCCCAGGAAGGAACUCUCCUAUGGACAAAUUGAGAGCUAUUAGUGAAAUUAUUCAAUUUAAGAAGCCUACUUCUUCGAAGACCCCCGGCUCUAGGGGUGGAGCUGCAAUGAAAUCAGUGAAGGAUCAUCUCAUGUUGGUGAAUAAAAAAGAAAAAGUGGGAUUGGAUAACCAGCAGAUAGGUGAGAUUGUGGAAACCUGUGAAGGUGAUAUUAGGGCGUCUUUGAAUCAUCUACAAUUUCAUGGUAGAAAACUAAAGUCCGCGGGAUUCCUGAAUGAACAGCAUAGUAAUGGUAUCAAUAAGGAUACUCAAAUUUCGUGGUUUGCCAUGAUAGAUCUCUUAUUUAAGAGAGAUGGAAAUCUAACCAAGGAGCAAUGUUUUCAAAAUCUUCUCAACUUAUUUUUGAGCGGAAGUGGGAGAUCAACAGUGAGCAGUAGCAACUCGCAUGACAAGGUGAUUCGUGAAUCUUUCAACAAGUAUUUGGACGUUGUGAACUUCCAAGAUGAUUCAUUGGUCAAACCCUCCGAGUUUAGUGACUGGUUGAGCUUCUAUGACAACAUCCUGAGUAAACCCAAUGAUGAUAUCAGUCAGUAUUCUGCAUUAGUGAAUUUGAAAAUAUGGUCUUUAUUCAGUGAAAUAAACCCCCGCAAAAUUUUCGAUGGUGAAUCUCUAGUUCCAAACAGUCGAAGUCUUGAUUUUGAUACAUUCGAAUCGAUAAAACAAAAUAAGAACUUAAUCAAAACUACCGUUGAUCAAUUGCCUUUAAUAAUGAAGUUAACAAUUGGUACAAAUCCUGAAGAUUAUGCAUCAUAUGUAUUGCCUUAUUUUAAUAAGCUUCUCCAUCCAGACGUAUCUUCGAAAGUGAAGUCCAAUUUGAAUACUACCGAACAAAAGUCGAUUGAAAAAAUUACUGCAUUGGUCCGUGAUUUGGAUAUCAAGUUGGAAAAUGAGCGAGAUUUAGAAACUGGUAAAACACUUUUGCAAAUGACGCCUAGUUGGGAUAGUGUCAUUUACUUUGAUAAUCAGUUUACUUCUCUACCAUUCGCCAAUUUGAUUACACAACAACAAAACAAGAGACAAAAUUUGUUUCCACUAAUUUCAUCGGAGUUGGAGAGACUUCAAAUGAUGAGAAAAGCACAUAAACGGCCAGUACUAGACUCGAAGGCUAGCGAAGAGAAGGGACAGAAAAAGAGGAUUAAAAUUGGUAGUAGUAUCGAAUUCUUCAAGAAUAGGUAUGAGGGGUUGUCUUCGCAAGCUGAAAAUUCCAAAGUAUCUACUCCAAGUGAAACCACAAGAAUAUGGGUGAAAUACAAUGAGGGGUUCUCUAAUGCAGUAAGAAAGAAUAUUGGGUGGAAUGAUAUUUGGACAAGGUGAUACUUAAUAGAUAUUUAUAGCUUUGCAAUUAUACACGAUAAAACAGUAGC
Messenger RNA from Suhomyces tanzawaensis NRRL Y-17324, 2405 nucleotides. RefSeq names its product Ctf18p (gene CTF18). The transcript has a single exon. The record is from RefSeq and is a predicted model, not a curated record. Gene Ontology annotation, molecular function: ATP hydrolysis activity; DNA binding; ATP binding. Lineage: Eukaryota; Fungi; Ascomycota; Pichiomycetes; Serinales; Debaryomycetaceae. Gene Ontology annotation, cellular component: nucleus. Bases 10 to 2355 code for a protein of 781 amino acids.